AUGCCCGGCACCGUCGCACCCAACAACGCUCUCGCCACCGAGCCUGCCACUGGCAACCUCUCCUUCGUCCUCCAAGAGAUCGAGAACGUCUCCUUCGAGGACCGACCCAUCGUGGCACCCAAACCCGGUCAGGUCCAAGUCAACAUCCGUCAGACCGGUAUCUGCGCCUCGGACUGUCACUAUGUGCACCACGGACGAAUCGGCGACUUUGUCGUUCGGAAGCCCAUGGUUCUCGGUCACGAAUCUGCCGGAAUCGUCACCGCCGUCGGUGAAGGUGUCACGACUCACAAGGUCGGGGAUCGCGUUGCGCUCGAACCAGGUGUACCCUGUCGCUCGUGCCAGAGCUGCUUGAACGGCAUGUACAACCAGUGCCCGGAUCUCGAGUUCGCUGCUACUCCUCCACACGAUGGCACGUUGUGCACGUACUACAACAUUCAGAGCUCCUUUGCGCAUCACGUACCGGAUCACCUUUCGCUCGAAGAGGCGUCUCUGAUGGAGCCGCUUUCCGUGGCUGUCUACUCGGCCGGAAUGCGUGGACAGGUGAAGGCGAUGGAGAACGUUCUCGUCUUUGGAGCUGGUCCUAUCGGUCUGCUUAACGCAGCCGUUUGCAAGGCCUACUCGGCCAAACGAGUCGUCAUCGUCGACGUCGUCGACAGCAAACUCGAAUUCGCCACAAACUGGUGUGCCACAUCCUCCUUCAAACCCUCCUUGCCGAAGGAGGGCGAGACGAAAGCCGAGUCAUCCGCACGAAACGCCUCCACCCUCAUCAACGAAAUCGGCGACGACGUAGCCCUCAACGGCGGCUUCGACCUCGUCCUCGAAUGCACCGGUGCAGAACCCUGCAUCAACAUGGGCAUCCAAGCCCUCCGUCCCCAAGGAAGGUUCGUUCAAGUCGGUAUGGGAAGAUCCGAAGUCGAAUUCCCCAUCACCCGUGUAUGUGUCAAGGAGAUCAACGUCACAGGUAGCUUCCGCUACGGUGCCGGUACCUACAAGACCUCGAUCAACCUCGUCAGCACCGGCGCUAUCGACAUCACCAAGAUGGUCACCCACCGAUUCCUCUUCAAGGACGCAGUCAAGGCGUUCGAGACUUGCACAAAGGGUGUAGGCGAGGACGGAAAGACGGCUAUCAAGGUUCAGAUCAGCCAGGGUGAAGGAAAGCAGUAG
Pseudozyma hubeiensis SY62 is the source of this 1164-nucleotide messenger RNA. Its product is annotated as D-xylulose reductase. Gene Ontology annotation, molecular function: zinc ion binding; L-iditol 2-dehydrogenase (NAD+) activity. NCBI's taxonomy places the organism in Eukaryota, Fungi, Basidiomycota, Ustilaginomycetes, Ustilaginales, Ustilaginaceae. The record is from RefSeq and is a predicted model, not a curated record. Gene Ontology annotation, biological process: D-sorbitol catabolic process. The coding region runs from base 1 to 1164 and encodes 387 amino acids. The transcript has a single exon.